AUGCUUUUCACAUUUAUUUCUCUCUGUAAGUCAGCGAAUGAACAAGCCUGUUGGCGCAAUACAACAGGUGAAGAUAUGUGCCCAGUAUGCGUUUCAAGAACAGGAGCUAAAUGCGGUUACUGUGCAUGGACAAGUUCUUGUGAUGCAGGUGAUGAAAGCGGCCCAUUCAAAACACAAUGCGCUGAAGGAUGGAUCUUUCCAAAGACAACUUGUACUCAUGAAAUGUGUCUCAAAUCAACAAGAGCAGAUAAAUGCAGGCAUCCUUGCACUUGGAAUAAGAGAUUCAGUAAAUGCGUUUUACCAAGAGAUAUGAAGAAAGAUUCUGAAGCAGAAAUUAAAGCAAUGGAACGUAGAGAUUUCGUAGCAAGAUUAAUUUACGCUUUAGUAGUUGUUUUCAUUGCAUUUGCUAUUUUAGUAUACUUAUAUGGAUGCUAUUACAACAGAAAACCGUUAUAUUCUCAAAUUCCUGGAAUGAAUGAAGGAAUUUCACUUGACGACUUACCAGCAGCAUAA
Trichomonas vaginalis G3 is the source of this 513-nucleotide messenger RNA. RefSeq lists its product as uncharacterized. The transcript has a single exon. The record is from RefSeq and is a predicted model, not a curated record. The coding region runs from base 1 to 513 and encodes 170 amino acids. NCBI's taxonomy places the organism in Eukaryota, Parabasalia, Trichomonadida, Trichomonadidae.